This is a messenger RNA of Pocillopora damicornis (cauliflower coral), 2181 nucleotides long. RefSeq lists its product as uncharacterized. The record is from RefSeq and is a predicted model, not a curated record. NCBI's taxonomy places the organism in Eukaryota, Metazoa, Cnidaria, Anthozoa, Scleractinia, Pocilloporidae.
AUGGAUCAUCCCGUGGUAGUCAAAGAGCCUGGUGGCAAGUAUUCUCCUGACUUAUUGAAAGCUUGUGAAGAUCACUUCAGUAGAAUUUACCCGGACUAUGUUAACGCUAUAGAUCAUGAAACUGUCAUGUGUCCACCGGCAUUUCCUUUCGAAUACAUAGCUCCAACGGGAGAGGCUUCAGGAGCAAUUCCCCUUUCUGAAAUCGAGAAAGUGAAUAUUGACGGAGAUAGCGCCGAACUCGAAUUGUUCUACGUGUUGGAAAAGUUUGGGAAUGAAACUAACCAACCGAUGUUCGUUGUACCGAAAGUAAAAUUUGCGAAGUUCAUCACAAAUGUUAUUCGCCAAAAGGUGCCGCUUGAUCGUCAGGCUAAUCUGGGGAAAGUAAACUUUAAGGACGCCGAAAUCGACUUCGCGAUUGUGCAUCAUCACAUUGGUGUCAUUCUCAUCGAAGUGAAAUCAACAAGAAAGUUUUCUAAGUCACUUCAAGGGAAAGCACGAAAACAGCUUCAAACUAGUGAGCAAAUAAUUCGGGCCCUUUUGCAUGUUGAUCAUAGUGAGGAAAUUUCUAUUCCUGUCUAUAAGGUAAUUGCCAUGCCAAACGUAAGCGAACCUGGUCGAGGAAAUCAGCAGUGUAUCAGUCUUCGAGGAACUGAUAUUCGCGCGAAAAGCAGUUUCACAAGCUGGUGGCAAAGUAACUUUGUUUCAGUGGAAUUUGUCAGCGACGAAAAGCAACAACUUCAAAAGCUAAUAGCCAUUUUGGUUGGCCAGAAUUGCAAUGUCAGCUCCAAAAUGCUGUCGGAUGUUCAUGAGAAGAUUGACAAGCAGAGCUUUCUCCGAAAGAGCCAUGAAAAGUGUGCUAAGCAGGGUGGGGACGGGCCGCAAUUGGUCGUGAAAAGUGCUGAUCAACCAGGGCAGAAUAUCCUAACAGCAAAGUUUUUGUUUCUGAACCUCGAGCAGUUACGCAUCUGGAAUGGACCACGGAAACAGUUCUUCAACGGUUCAUCUGGCGGUGGAAAAACAAUUCUGCUUCAGUUCAAAGCUUUAGAAUGCGCUAAAAAGAAAAAAGAAAAGGUGAUGAUCGUGGCACCCUCUUCACUGACUAAUCUUUACAAAGAGUUUUUCGAGGACAAUAUGGACGACAACAUUUCCAGUAGAGUUACUGUUUGUUCCCCUCCUGAGUUUUCCAAGCUUCUCCAAAGAAGAGAUCUCGAAGGUGAUCUGGCGAGCAAUGCUGAAAGGGAUCCCGGAAGUGAUUUUUCAAGCAGUACCGGAAGUAAUUCCCCGAAUUCCGCUCAAAAUGGUUCCGGAAGUGAUCUAGAAGAGUUUCACUUCUUUGUUGAUGAAAUGCAGACCUUCGAAGCCGAAAUUUCAGACACGAUAGAACUGUUGAAGAAACUUCUGGACCAAAUCAAAGAUCGAGAUCGUUAUUGUUGGGUUGCUUAUGAUUACAUGCAAAGGAAUGAACGCGUUGUUUCUCAGGAUGUAACAGGAGGGCUGUUCAGCGCAGCAGAAAUUCAGAAUAAAGCGCGGGAGCUCUGCAAAAAGUUCGACGUUUUUCACCCUCCUUGCAUGAAAACGGUAAUGCGAUCUACCUUUGAGGUUUACAACUUUGUUCAAGCGUUCGCAAAGAAGUCCCUUCUUGGAUUAUCACAGAGAUUAAACCAACCUCAAUUUGAUCGUAUUGAACAAAAAACAAAGGAACUAUUCGUUUCUUUUGCUGAAAGAUACGAUGUCUCAAACUAUCUUGGCCAUCACGUUUGUGGACCAUCUGUUUCAGUGUUUGAGAACUCUGAUUUUAAUUUCAUUGCAAAUGUCAUAGAGGACGAAGUCAAAAGGUGGACAGAAAGUGACUUUCUACAUCAGGUCGCUGUUCUUUUCACUUCAUCCUUCCCCAGAGAAGGCUUGUCUCGUCUAAUGACACAAAAGGGGAUUCCAGUUUGUGAUGUAAACAACAGUAACAGAAAUGCGGUAGUAUUGGAUUUUGGACACAACGCUCAUUCAUACGAAUGGCGAGUGGUAGUGGCAAUUUCCUGGCUCAAUGAUGAACUUGCCAGUAAUUACCUCAUGUUUACAAGGGCAGUAUCGCGACUAGUGGUGAUAACCACAGACGAGAAGAUGUUUCCUCAUAAUCACCUCGGCAAGCUUCCAGACUGAGUAAUGUUCAGAGCUUACAUUCCUUAA